AUGCAGGAGGAGCUGGUGCUUGACACCGGAACUCCAAAGAUCAGCAUGUUCAAAUCGAAUCCCACUCAGGCAGUUAGCUCCAGUCAUGCUGGUGUGGAGCUUGAGGCCUUUGCUGACGUGUCCAGCAAGAUCCCAAACCAUCGAAAGCCUUACGGUUUAGCCUUCAUGAACGUCGAUUCUCAACCCAGUUUCUCCACUGCUGUCAUGGCACGCGUGCUACGCCACCCGUGUUUUGACGUGGUGAUGUGCACUGUGAUUUUCCUGAACACCAUCGUCUUUGCCUUCGAAGCCCAAUAUCGAGGCUUGAUGCUGGAAGGCCUCUUGGGUUUCAAAGGCGCUUCACCUCGUUCGGAGGAGACCUACUGGCUCGGUGCCGAGGACGCCUUCGAUACACUGGAACUGUUCUUCGGCAUCAUCUAUACCGUUGAGGUGGUCUUCAAGGUCUGUGUUUUGGGCAGACAAUUCUGUCUCGAUGCAUGGAACUGGAUCGACACAGCCAUCGUGGCAAGUUGGUUGGUUUCCAAGGUCAUUGGGCAAGCGAUGGUGGUGAACUCGCAAGUCCUCAGACUCGUUCGGAUGUUUCGGCUCAUGCGCUUGCUGAAACUGGUACGGCGGAUUCAGCAAUUCGAUCACUUGUUCAUGAUGACCACAGCAAUACGAAGAAGUUUUGGGAUCUUGGCCUGGACCUCUGCGGUGCUGUUCUUGGUGCAUAUGCUCCUGGCGCUCUUGGUGCAGCAGUCUCUCUUCUACUUCUACUUCGGGGCCGAUGGGGUGACCAUCGAAGACAAAAACCAGAUCUUCGAAUAUUUUGGCACCUUCACCCGGUCCCUGCUGACCUUCUUCGAGUUGACCUUGGCUAACUUCGCCGUGCCCACGCGCAUCAUGGUUGAGAAGGUCAACGAAUGGUGUAUGGUCUUUUGCAUCCUGCACAAGCUCACCGUGGGCUUCGCCGUUGUCGGCGUGAUCAAUGGCGUGCUGAUGCAAGAAACAUUCAAGGUUGCCCAGGCGGAUGACCUCGUCAUGUUGAGGACGAGACAAAAGGCCGUGGCCACCCACGUGGACAAAAUGCGGCAGUUCUUCGAGGAGGCACCGAUGUUUGGGGCCCGAUUCACCGAUCCGAUGUGGAUAUGUCGCCAAGAAAACCUGGGGUUGAUGACAUUCAACGGGAUUUAUUUAUAUAUAUAUAUAUAUUCAUAUGUAUAUAAAUUAUAUAUAUAUAUAUGUAUAUGUAUAUGUAUGUAUACAUAUAUAUAUAUAUGUAUUUAA
Molecule: messenger RNA, 1266 nt
Organism: Cladocopium goreaui
Lineage: Eukaryota; Dinophyceae; Suessiales; Symbiodiniaceae
Source: the annotation of a GenBank genome assembly